This is a messenger RNA of Cyprinodon tularosa, 5123 nucleotides long. It is a transcript of the gene cabp7b, whose product is annotated as calcium binding protein 7b. The coding region runs from base 899 to 1540 and encodes 213 amino acids. The transcript has 5 exons. Lineage: Eukaryota; Metazoa; Chordata; Actinopteri; Cyprinodontiformes; Cyprinodontidae. The record is from RefSeq and is a predicted model, not a curated record. Gene Ontology annotation, molecular function: calcium ion binding.
GCAGCGUGAAAAAGAGCAUGCUUAACGAGGACUACAUGACGGCUGGAGAGGGAGGAUCGCUGCCACAUACAGCGUGUCUGGAUCAGAUGAGCGGGGGUCACCCAGGAUUCCCUUGAAACUGCUCUCCGGGGGAAAAACAAACAGGAUUAGACGAGAAAGAUUUCAUUCUAGCCUCGUUUACUGGGGUAAAAUCCACGUUAUCGCUGCUUUUGCCGCAGCUGCUGCUUGACAGAAGCUCACUCUGUCAUCGAUUUUUUUUGUUCUUCUUUUUUUUUCCUUUCUCAUUUUUCGUUUCCUUUCUUUUUUGUCAACAUGCCGAACGAGGGGAGGAAAGUGAGCGGAAUACUAUCAGGAACAGACUAUUUGGAUGAAUGAGAUUCGUUUUAAAAAAAAUCCAAUAAAACCUAAAUUAAUUUGGAUUGUUUUUUCAUUUCUAAAUUAUAUUAUUGGUAAAGCUACCGAAAACGAAAAAAAAAAAAAACUCGGCAAUGCGUUUCGAUUACCUCUUUUGUUUUAGUACAAUUUAAAAGAAUAUCUGGCUGGUCGAUGCGAGAACGCAGACAGCUGAGCUCAACAGGCGGUAAAGUAAAAGUUUUGCAUGUAUUAUUCUCUCUCAAUCAGUCUUUGUUUCAUUUUUUGCUUACAAAAAGCCGAUGUAAGGCUAUGCAUUGAACCCAAAGGCCAAUUUUGUAUCUGUCUCCUGGAUACACGCCCCGCUCUUAUUAUUAAAAACAAAAACGUUUGUUGAAGGAGAACUUUGUGCUGCGUGUCUUUCCAACAGUCAUCUGCUUGAUAUUUUCUCCAAAAUAUCAAGAACUGUAGCCCACGGUCUGUCAAAACUCCGGAGAGCGAGGCUCUAUGAAGAUCGCGACACAGUUGUUGCUUUCCCCUCGCAGAAAUGCCAGUGCGCGCCGUGACCACCAGGUUCAUGUACAAGGGGCUUUGCACUAUUCCAGAUGUCCUUUCCUACCGGACCCCUGUUCACCUGCCCGACGACGAGGUGGAAGAGAUUCGCGAAGCUUUCAAGGUAUUUGACAGAGAUGGGAAUGGCUUUAUCUCAAAGCAGGAGUUGGGAAUGGCCAUGCGUUCGCUGGGCUACAUGCCGAAUGAAGUGGAGCUUGAGGUUAUCAUCCAAAGACUUGACAUGGACGGUGACGGCCAGGUUGGCUUUGAGGAAUUUGUCACAUUGCUUGGUCCUAAGCUCUCUGCUGCUGGAAUGCCUGAUAAAUUCCAUGGGGCUGACUUUGACUCCGUGUUUUGGAAGUGUGACAUGCAAAAACUGACAGUGGAUGAGCUGAAAAGACUGCUGUACGACACCUUCCGUGACCAUCUCACCAUGAAAGACAUUGAGAACAUCAUCAUGACUGAGGAAAACCACCUGAACAGUCCAGAGUCUCAUGUGGAUAUUGACACAAGCCCAACGCAGCAGGAAAAACACACAUGUGUGCGUAAAAGCCUGAUUUGUGCCUUCGCGAUUGCAUUCAUCAUCAGCGUCAUGCUCAUUGCAGCUAAUCAAAUGCUCCGCAGAGGAAUGAAGUAAAUUAAUGUUGCCAGCGGGACAAAGCAGAAUCUGGUGUUUGGAAGAAAAGAAAAUCAUUAGCCAAAAAAAAAAAAAAAAAGCUCUUAUUUUCCUUCUUAAUUGAUAGUCAAAAUGAUGCUUUCACAGCCUUCUCUAAAGUAUAAAGGAUCAAAUGAUGUCACACAUUGGUUGUGAAAGCCCACUUUUCACAGCUCACCAUGGCAAAAAAAAAAGGAAAAAGGGGCUACAAGGGCUGAUUGGUGUUAAAAACAUAUUGGCUAAGAAAUUAGAGCAGAACUUGGACUGUAACUAAUAAUGUAGAGCUUCAGAGUACAAUAAGUGAUGUAAGAGUAGCUGUGGUGCAUAAAACCCUUCGGUCUAGUUCAGCAUGUGGUCAUCUCACAUGCACCAAAUAACAAAGUACCAAUGAUCGUAAUAAAGCAAUAACAAUGUGAACCACAUAUGGUUUAAUUUUACAUUAGAAUAACAUGACUCUCCCCCACAGUGAGGAGAAUCUUGUAUUUUCUGAUAAAAACAUACAUCAAAGUUCCACAACUUAAUCGGAGUCUUUGGGCACCUUUAAUUACUUAUCAAUGACAUUAAAUAUGAGUUCAUACACACGGAUACUUUUAAGUGCUGUUCAAGAUCAGAAAAAUGAGAAAAAGCGCAAUUUAGGUAGAUGAAUUUGGGGUUAUAUAAUAUCUAAAAAAAAAUGCUGUUCUGGUUGUUCCACUUAUCUUUAGUCAGAGUUAUAAAUGAAAAGGUUUACAUAACUAAAACUGUGAUAAAUUGUUUGCUGUUACCUCACAUAGUGAGUAGGGGGGGACAAGAACGUAAAUAAUUAAGCAUCAGGUCACCAAGUCUCUAGGACAACUUAUUUUGUACACAUCUUUUUUUUUUUUUUAAACAGGCCUACCAAUAACUAUGGAGGGCAUCAUAUCUUUAACACAUUUUUAUAUAUUUUGGUGCAUUACACUUAACAUUAGAAUAAUAUGAAGGGCGACAUAACUGACCUAAUUCUUUCCUUGUCCAAACACAAAAUAUUUGCUGAAAUGGUUGAGACAAAUACAAGAAUAGAUCUUAUGCUUUUACAUUUUAGACUAAAAUUAAAUCAUUUUUCUCUAUAUUAGGUCAUUUAUACACCUUUUACUGUAGAUAGUUUUAAAGUCACAUAUUGGAAGUUAAAGAAGGGUGCAAAUAGAUGCACUGGGACAGUUGGUAUGUAUGAGACACAGCAUAUAGUCUAUGUUAGAAGGAAACCAAUGAGUAGAAUAAACCAGUGGGAAACCAAAGUAUCACUCUGGGAAGCACUGUUAUAAUAAAAUGGAUUUGGAAACUCUGGCUGAGAUCCCAGACCACAUGUAGUGGGCUCCAGUCAACUGAUCAGGCAGAAAGAAAACACCCCAAAGAAGAUUAACGGGUUGCCUGAAAAUUAAUUACAGCGCUUAAAAGCUUACACAGAGUCUUUGAGUCAAACAGGUGUUCGGUCCACUGAAAUGUGAACAACUUAAGUUGAGAAGAAUUUUUUUUUUUUAUGACAAAAUUUGCCAGCAAAUUCGCAAUCAUAAUAUAUCCCUUGAAGCAAAAUAACUAAUACGAGUAAUAUGAACUCCCAACUUAUUGGCAAAACUGAUAUGAAUAUACAUAAAACAUUGAACAUCAAUUUUUUCUCCUACUGAUCUUUUGAGAAAAUCUAAGUCCUUCUAUUAAGUGAGGAUAAAAUCCCACAUCGCAGAAUAAUUGGUUGGUACCCUCACUGUCAAUAUUGAUCUAAUUUGAGAAAAGGACAUGGCUCCACUAAAAGGUGCAUUUCAGCUAACAUCCUUUCUGGAUGUUUGUAAUGGUAGGAGAGAGAAGGCUUAAACGACAUUACGGGAUGUAUAGACCAUUUAAAUUGUUGUUACAGAGACUUGGUGACCCCAAGGUGCAAAUCUGUGCUGUGGGUCUCUAUAAUCAUGAGCUUAAGAGAUCUUUUUUUAACCUGGUUUAGCACCCUCCUCACUGCACACCAAGGUAAGAUGAACUUGGGUUCAUCCAACUUUAGUUGUCAGAGGUUAAGUUGUUUUAAAAAAAUGAUUUAUUGCUCAGAUUUUUUCUGUACUUUCAGUUCAUAAAGUUUUCUUGCAGCCAUCUCCUUGCUUUAAACAUGCAAAAGUCUUGGGAUACUAAUACAUUUUAAGAUGGUACAUGCUAAUAAAAUGAUUUAGGCAUGUUUAUCCUAUGUGGAAACUAUCUGAGGUGUCACAACAGAUGCAGUAAAUGUUGCCUCUGGAAAUUCAAACAAAAGCUUCGAAGAUUCAUUUACUUUAUGUUUAUUCACUGCUCUUUACCUUGGGUGCCAGCAGAUGCGGAGGUUGCAAAACCCUCAGAUCUCAGAAAAAAAAGUGUUUAUCUCUAAUCCAUUAAACAAUUCAAGACAAGAUUGUACGUUCACAAUCACAACUCACUUGCAAUACAUGGAAAUCCCAGCUGCACAUUUCAAAUCAAUGCAUUUAAACCAUACAUUCAGAGAGACCGUUUAUCUGCAGAAUUAUAUGUUUAGAAUAAAUGCAGCUGUGUUUAGACCAUGUAUUACCUGUAAUAUUUAUAGCAAAUGAAUAUGAUGUAUUCUAUGCGGCACACUUGCAUGUCAAGAAAUAAUUGUGUGUACUGUGUGGGUGGUAUACAUUUUUGAGGUAUAUGUUAAAAUAAUUAUGCAAUUUACUAAGUGAUAAUUGCAAAAAAAAAAUGACAAUUUCCUGUAAAUGUCAUUUUUGUGAAAUGUGCAAACAAUAUCGAAAUACAAAAUUCUUUGCAUUAUGCUGUGAACAAUAAUCUAACAUAUCAUGAGGUGGGGAGUCGUUGUCCAGCUUUUACAUUGAGCACUUAGACAAUACAUUAUUUGAGUAUACACAUCAUUAUAUUUUCUUAUACCUGGAUUAAAUAUGUUAUUUUAUUAUUGAUAUAUGCAUAAAGUUUUAUAAAAACAUAAAAAAACUAAACAAAAAAAAUAAUGAAAUCAUGUGUCUGGAGAUUCAGAUACAAGUUCUGUAUAUUAAGGCCAUGCACUUACAUUCACUUUUCAGAUUUGUUAAUUUUUAAGGUUUUACUAAAUGAUUCUUAUUUCACUAAGUCAAUUAAGUUUAUCAAAGCUCUACCACAAAGAUUAACAGCAUGGGAAGAUGAGAAUCACUCUGGCAAUAAAUAUAUAUUUUAACUUAUGUAGGCGUUUGUGUAAAUAAAAAAAAAUGAUUUAUAUGACAUUGCUUUACCUCUUCAUGUGAACAUAUCAUGUAAAAAUGGAUGUUUUAUGGAUAUACGAUAUAGUCUCUGUGCCAAAUCUUGUCCUAUGAUGCACUGUAUUUGUAAAUGUCUUAUAAUAUGUGUCACUUUGUCGAUAGGUUGUCUUAAUUGUUUGCGUUUGUAACUGAAUUUUGUCAUUUGGAGUUCUAGAGAUAAAGUAAGUAUCACUGAAGCAAUGCAACCCCAGACACUGUCGUACAAAGAUAAUAAAUCUUUUGUCAAAUAUGAAUGUUAUGUAGAAAAAAUAUUGUCUGACCUGAGCUGGCUUAUGAGUAGAAAUCUGCUCCCCCCCCCCAAAAAAAAAAAACCCUCUAAACCUUCU